Molecule: messenger RNA, 6728 nt
Organism: Stegastes partitus (bicolor damselfish)
Lineage: Eukaryota; Metazoa; Chordata; Actinopteri; Pomacentridae
Gene: spag17
Product: sperm associated antigen 17
Exons: 51
Coding region: 212-6601 (2129 amino acids)
Biological process (GO): epithelial cilium movement involved in extracellular fluid movement; axonemal central apparatus assembly
Cellular component (GO): axonemal central apparatus
Source: RefSeq, a predicted model, not a curated record
UGUGUGUGUGAGUGUGACCUUUGUCUAGGACGCUGCCUCUGGAAGGUUUGGAGCUGACAAGUCCUCCAUAACUAAUGAACUGCUGGCUUCAAACAUGGAUUUCUCUGGCAUCUGACAGGACGUGUCACCUUGGUAACGUUGCUUGACGCUGGAGUCCUCGGUUACCGUGGCAACACAAGUACAGGCGACGACGCUUGACUACUGAGCUAAAAUGCCACCAAAGGCGGCUAAGAAGGGCUCUGCUAAAAAGCGCAACACCUCUGGAUCCGCGGUUGUCAACAAGAACUGGGAGGCUGGACUCACCAAGGCUCCGUUUGAGGAGGACUCGUGGCAGGCCUGCGUGUCUCUGGUGGUUGGGAGAAGUCCAGAGGAGGAGGAAGAGCUUAUCCAGGCGCUGGCUUUGGCCGUACAGCAACCACAACGCAAACUUUUCAGCUUGAUAACCUGGGACAGCACCCUUGCAAAGAUCCAUGAACUGGGGAAUCCCAAAGGAAAAAAAACUGAUGACACCCCCAUGUUCUAUGAGGUGACAGAACCUGCUAAGGUGCUGCUGGAUGCAGGAGAGGAGAUCCCCUGUGACCUGAUGGCAAAAAUACUGAAGUUCCAGCUGCUACAGAUCAAAGCCAACGAUCAGCAGAGGAGAGAAGCUGAGCUGGGUGAGGGAGAAAAGGCCACGGACAAAGGUGUGGCCAAGGUCUCUGACAAAAAGGGAAAGGGUGCCCCCUCACCUCGGGAACAUUCCAAGGAGAAGAAAACCAAGCUCAAACGCAGGGAUGAUGUUGAGCCACCUAACUACAUAGAUGAUGAGCCAGAUCAUGGCCCACAACACUAUGUUCUGUUGCUGGGCUUCUACCAGCCACACCUGAUCAGGGCGCUUGAUGUCAUCGGUGUGCAUGUAGCCAGUGUCAUCAAACUGUGUUCGGAGCACCCCCAAACAUUAAGUGGUCACGAGGAACAACAUAGCUGUGAGGGAAAGGAGGAGAGCCUGAGAGCAUCUUCAGUUCUGGAGCAGGCUGUGCAGUCCAAGAAGGUGGAUCUGUUCUGGUCAGGUCUGAGACCAGUUUUGGACAGUGGUCCACCAGACUCCAGGCUUUAUGAUGUGGUUCAGCUCAGCUACACAGUCCCUGAUCUGCUGCUUCCCUUCAACACACAAGACCCCGAGGCUGUGCUGCAGUUGGGAAGCCGAAUCUUUGGCGGUGUAGCCAAUCUCAUCUAUGAAUGUCUGGACUGGCGCAGGCAGCACAAGCACUACCAGGACAAUGUCAAAGUCAUCGAUGUGCCCACUGUGAUUGGGUUGGAUUCACAACCUGUAAAGGUACACGCAGGAGUACCAACCCCGCGCUCCAAGGAGAAGCUGGUUCAGGAGGAGAGCCCAUCAGGCCAUGAGACCAAGCUGCCUCCUCUCUCUAUAGAUGUCGACAUGUGUUACUAUAGCAACCUGCUGGACCUGGUUCCCCCUGAAGCCUGCUCUGUGCCCUUGAUCCUGGACUGUAUGCUGGAACAGGUGGCGAUUUCCACAGAGCAGCCUUUGCCCACCAGAUCUCAUACGGUGGCAGAGACCAAGCCUCCCAGUGGUCCCCCCUUACACCAUGAGCUAGUUGGCUACAUGCUACAGAGCUUCCUACCUCUGGUGCACACAGAAGAGGAGAGAAGCCACAUGUUAAAUAGUCUUGUAGCUACAGUAGAUAAUGAAGAAGACAGGAAGAGGCUACUGGAGAAGUUUGGACCAGGGGAGACUCAGAAGAAGUCUGACGAGCCUCUGGUCAUCAGACACCACGAUGAGAGGGCGCUACGCUUGAGGGACGUCAGUGUGGUUGAGGGUUUCGAUCCAGCAGAGGUGGAGUUGUCCAUGAUGAAGAAGACUCCAGUGUGGGAGCUGAUUCAGUCGGUGGCUCAGCAGAGGCAAAGCAGCUCCUGUUGGAUGUCAGUCAGACAGCAGCUACAACACUACUGCGCAGAUGACAUCGUGUCAUGGUCGGAGGUGGAGCGUUUGUUUCAUCAGAGUGUGUUUGAGACGAUGCCACUGACCACACUGGACCAGCAGGGGGUAUUAGCGAAUGAUGCUCGACUACUGGGAACACUGGAACCAGCACAGCAGCAGACCUCGAUAAUCCCCUGGGACAACCCAUUAUCCUAUGCAAAACAGCAGUUUCACAAUCUGCAGAAUAAAGGUCCAACAUUUCUUACUGAAGACCCUGAUAGCACAGAGAAUUGCAGUGGGAGAGUGUGCAGCCAGCUGAAGUUAUCUGACAUGCAGAGUUGCAGGCUGAGAUCUCUGUUUGAUUGGCAUUGCAUUGAACACCACGAUGCCAGUAUUUUCCCACAGGUGCUUCAGUCAGCCUCAGAAGAAUAUCGCUGCAUGGACACCUUCAGAGGAAGCCAUAGAAAGAUCUUGUACAUUUUUUGCCACAAUCCCAUGAGUCCUCAUCGCCAGUCAAAAGAGUUCUGGGAUGUGGCUCUUCACACUGAUGUCAGAUUCAGAAAAUAUCUUGAACAUGUGGCCGAUACCAUUUCAGAUUGGACAAAAGAGGAGGAAUUAAAGAGAGAGGCAAUGCAAAUCAAGAACCGCAGCCUGGCCGAUUCUCCAAAAGAUGAAUGUUCUGUAGAGGAAGAGGAAACUCCUGAACCAGUCAUCAGAAAAGACUCCCUUAAAGCCUGGAAGUUGGAGCAGGAGAGGCUAAAGGACAAAGAGAUGGCCAAAAAGUCAAAGAAAGAGAAUACGCCUAAAGCCAAGCAGCAAAAGCAGGAGGACAACAAGAAGAGCAGACCACAGACAGCAGACAGCUCAGCCAAGACUCGUACAGAGUCACCCCCUGUGGACGAUAACGAAGAACUGCACCACACAGAGGAACCUUUUAAUGGUUUCACAGGCUACAGCAUGGAUGGGAAGCUGAUCCACGUGUCAGGCUGUCUCCAGUAUCUUUUCCCGUCAGAUGGAGGGCAAAUCACUGUGGAGAAUGUCAGCUUUGUUGAAGGUUCCAGCCAAAUGAUACUGGAUGUGAAAAAGGAUGGGCAUCACUUCUACACGCACAUCAACCAAGUUGUUGUUGAUCCUGUGAAACCUCCCCCUCAGUCCCAAGACAAAAAAAUUGCUGAUCCAAAAGAGGAUUGUAAAGAGUUCGAGCCUGUGGAAAUGAAAAGGGUAAAGCAAGGCUCCCUCUCAGCAGUGCUUGAUAACAGAAUCCACCUCUCGUACAGUUUCUAUGGUCCCACAGGAGAACACACAGUGAGUUCCCAGGAAACAAAAGGAGGAACUCCAGAGGCUUCUGUUGUUGACCCCAUCCCUCACUCCUCCUCCACCCGUCACUCCAAGGGACCAGACCUGGAGUCGUUUCCCUCCAAAUGUCAAACUCGGUCCAGCCAGAUCAGACCUUUAGAGUCCCAGGGGUGUGAAGGCCAGCCAGCAUCGCCAUCAGCUCUAUUCAACAGUCUCAGCAUGUCUGUUCCUAAUGGCCUAGUGCUGCAGUUUCUGCGAGAGGACACACAAGACAAGGGUAUUUUGGUGAGGCAAAGCUAUCCUCUCCAUGGUACAGGAAAGGUGAGGCGUCUUCAGGACACAUCCCUCUCCAAAGAACUGUCCCGUGUUAUCACCAGCCAGGGAACCGUGAUCCGUUGCAUGCGAGAUGGAUCGACAGAGGUGCUGUUUGCCAAUGGUUCAGUCAGUUUCAGCCAGGAUUCUGGUCCAGUGUGGGUCCCUGACUCUGAGGUUCAGGAUGACAACUCUCAUCAGGACACUGAGGGCAAUGAGAGAGAGCAGAGCUCGGAGAAGGAGGCUGAGGCUCAGAGAGGGCGUUGGCUAACCACGACUCCAUCAGGAGAUCGCAUCUGCACUGUUGGGACGACACACAAACUAAUACCCACCGCCUCUCUUCUCUCCUUCAAGGCUGCAGACCCCAUCACCCAGCAGGUGAUGCUGACCCGAGAGGAUCUGGUGGUUUCUGUCCGCAACCCAGAUGGAUCUCUAAUUGUAGAACAUGCAGAUGGAACCAGGAUCACUAGCAUCUCCCAGGAGAAGCCACUAAAUCCGACGCUGCACACAGGGGUGCUUCCAGAAAGUGUAAACCUUAAAUCAGCCUCUCAAUGUGUAUGCGGCUGCACUGAAUGUCUGUGUGUCACACGAUGUGAGGACAGUAUUAAUGAGAAUCUGCAUAUCCAGAAUGCUCGUGACCAAACAGAGGAGAUUAACAGGAACAGUGCAGAGAGCACAUGUGACAUGGAGGACACUGUACCUGCCUGUGUGAAGCUGAGUGAAUGUGAACAAAUGUGUGAUGAUAGGGAGCGUAUUGGAAGUAGUACGCCUAAGAAUGGUAAGCAGAGCAUGUUUGCUGAGGAGACUGUGAAUGAUAAGAUGAGCGAAUGUGAGACUGAGAAGGGGAGUGUGUCUAACAAAGAGCGGGUGGUGCUGGUGGAGAAGGAGGGCUGCGCCACGGUAGUGAUGUACCCAGAGCGUCACACAGCUCACAUCUUUUUAGCCGAUGGAACCGUCAUCACUGGGAACAACCAAGCAGAAUAUCAGGUGUUCCCAUCUAGUGCUGGGCUCCUGCAGAUCCAAAGUGAUGGAAAAUGUGUGUACUCCUCCGACCAAGUUGUAACCCCCAGUCCAAAGGGUUGCACCGCCACAAACCAGCCAGGAACUUACACCAUGAGUCACACAGACAAGGUGGCCUGUGACAUUACAGACCCUGAUGGGAACCACUUCCAGGUGAUGGAAGAUGGGCAGAUUUCAGUGGUGAACUUCAGUCCUGCUCCGAGCCCAGCCAAACAUGAUGAGGAAGAGCUGGAGGAGGAGGAAGACAGAGAAAUGGCCAGACUUCAUGAGGAACACAGAGAACAUUGUCCCAGGUUAUUUCUGGUGCAUGAAGAUGGCUCAGGCACUGAACUGCUGAACUCUCGCCCUGUAGAGGAACUGCUCUAUCAGGCGUACUCUGACCCUGCCAUUGCGCUGCUGAAGGAACCGCUGCCAGAUGCACAAGAUGAGUUUGGCAUCACUAUCCUAAAGCCCAGCCACCAGAACGUGUGGUCCCAGUGGCUGCUCAGCAAACAGAACCCGGACAUCACCCCUCCCAACCUCAGAAACCGCAGCUGGCAUGACUUCCCCAGAGUACAGAAGAAGAGUCCACGUCCUCCUUUUGGUACUGACUUGGGGCGAGGUCUGACUCUGACGUUGAGUUCUGGUGGUUCUGCUGCACAGCAUCAACCUGUCAGGAGCUGCCCUAAAGUCCUGGAGAUGAGGGAACUGCACCAGCACCGACCGUUCACCACUCCACUCAAAAACACCAUAGACUCCCGACUAAAGGAAUACAUAGAGAGUUUAAUAGAAAGAGAACAACGAUCAGAAGAGAGGAAGGUUAAAGGUCCUCCAACUGAGGAGAAGAGCACUGACGCCAGUGAUCUGCUCAGUCUGAUUCUGUCUUUUACAGAGAAAGAUGACACAAGUCACUCCACUGAUAAGAGGAUUUCAGUGGACGUAGCCAGUCUGUACAGCCAAGGAGUCGGAGCCCCAACUGAGAAGCCAGAUGUUUCAGAAGACACAACAGAUACUGACAGUUUGGAGGAUAUAAAACAUUUUGCUCGUCGAAAAGAUUCGAAAUGGCCUGAAACGCUUGCACAACACAGACAAGAACUCUGUGAAGAAAGGACUCACAGGGAGGCUCUGAGGAAGAAGAGCGUUGUUCCUUUUUUUCACUCAGAAAACAUUUCAUUAUUCCAGAGUCUCCUAGAGCCUGGAAUACCUGACAUGAGGAGGCUAUCAAUGGAUCUCCCACCGGUCCCCAAGUCAGACCGUGCUGACACCUUCCUGAAGGAUGCCCCACAAGAGAGCGCCCCACGACCGUUAAACCCAACGCCCUCUCAAUCAGCGAGUCAUGCAGCCGGAAGUGGCAGGACGCCUGGAAAGAGACCCACCAACCCCACACCUCAGACUGCUGGUGAAAGCAGUCUGAGGGAUUCAUCCAAGCAAUGUAAAUCAGUCCAGGUGGAUGUGACUGGAAAGCCCAGGCAGAACAAAGUCAGACUGCCCACCUCCAUCCUCAGCUCUAAACCCUACAGCUUCUUGACAGUGGAAGAACCAGUGAGGAGGAAAUGUCGAACAAUCUCUCUAACUGAUCCCAGUACCAUCGUGAGGGGUUUCCAGCUUCUCCCAUCGAGUGUCAACUUUGGCACGCUGCAGGAGGGCACCUCUUCAGCCAUUACUGUGGUGAUGAAGAAUGUGGGCGUUGACACGUGCAGGUUCCAUGUGAAACAGCCUCCUUCUGCUACCGGCCUCCGGGUCGUCUACAAUCCUGGGCCUGUGGCUGCAGGUUUGCAGGUUGAACUGCAGGUUCAGCUGUUUGCUAUGUGUGCAGCCGAGGCAGGAGAAGUGGAGCCGAAGAAGUAUAUCUCCCAGGACGUUAUCAUCCAUACUGAGACAGACAUCCUCUAUCUGCCUGUCACUGCCACCGUCCUUCCUGAGAAGUUAUAUGACGUUUGGCUCAAGGAGCACAGAGGUGCACACAAAAAGAAAAGCUCCAGAGUCAUCCAGCCUUCCCAGAGGUCAGGUAAUCGUACACAGAUGAACCAGCACCCGCCUAAAGAGCCCUUCAGCAAACACAGGACAUAUUAACGGCACCACCUAGUCUUCAGUCAAACUUCACAUCAUUCCAGUCUUUAUAUCUCUAUUUUGAUCCUUACAAAUGAAAUGUUUGCUUGGAUUUUGAUAUUACUCUUGAAAUAAAAGCUUUUUUCAACAC